AUGCCCCCCCUCCACCAUUCCCUGUACCCCCCCACACCCUGCUCCACUGUCGGUGUCCCCCUGCCUCUCUUUUCCCCUACACCCAGUCUGUGUCCCCCAGCCUCCCUUUUCCCCUACACCCAGUCGGUGUCCCCCCGCCUCCCUUUUCCCCUACACCCAGUCUGUGUCCCCCAGCCUCCCUUUUCCCCUACACCCAGUCUGUGUCCCCCAGCCUCCCUUUUCCCCUACACCCAGUCGGUGUCCCCCCGCCUCCCUUUUCCCCUACACCCAGUCGGUGUCCCCCAGCCUCCCUUUUCCCCUACACCCAGUCUGUGUCCCCCAGCCUCCCUUUUCCCCUACACCCAGUCUGUGUCCCCUAGCCUCCCUUUUCCCCUACACCCAGUCGGUGUCCCCCCGCCUCCCUUUUCCCCUACACCCAGUCUGUGUCCCCCAGCCUCCCUUUUCCCCUACACCCAGUCUGUGUCCCCCAGCCUCCCUUUUCCCCUAAACCCAGUCGGUGUCCCCCCGCCUCCCUUUUCCCCUACACCCAGUCGGUGUCCCCCAGCCUCCCUUUUCCCCUACACACAGUCUGUGUCCCCCAGCCUCCCUUUUCCCCUACACCCAGUCUGUGUCCCCCAGCCUCCCUUUUCCCCUACACCCAGUCUGUGUCCCCCAGCCUCCCUUUUCCCCUACACCCAGUCUGUGUCCCCCAGCCUCCCUUUUCCCCUACACCCAGUCUGUGUCCCCCAGCCUCCCUUUUCCUCUACACCCAGUCUGUGUCCCCCAGACUCCCAUUUCCUCUACACCCAGUCUGUGUCCCGCUGCCCUGUGCCCCCCCCCCCACACCCUGCCCCUCUGUCAGUGUCCCCCUGCCUCCCUUUUCCUCUACACCUAUCUGUGUCCUCCUGCCCUGUGCCCUCCCCUACACCCUGUCCCCACUGUCAGUGUCCCCCUGCCUCCCUUUUCCUCUACACCCAGUCUGUGUCCUCCUGCCCUGUGCCCCCCCCCUACACCCUGCCCCCACUUCUGUAUCCUCCUGCCCUGUUCCCCUCCCUUACACCCUGCCCCCAGUGUCAGUGUCCCCCUGCCUCCCUUUUCCUCUACACCCAGUCUGUAUCCUCCUGCCCUGUGCUCCUUCCUUACACCCUGUCCCCACUUCUGUGUCCCCCAGCCUCCCUUUUCCCCUACACCCAGUCUGUGUCCCCCAGCCUCCCUUUUCCCCUACACCCAGUCUGUGUCCCCCAGCCUCCCUUUUCCUCUACACCCAGUCUGUGUCCCCCAGACUCCCAUUUCCUCUACACCCAGUCUGUGUCCCGCUGCCCUGUGCCCCCCCCCCCCACACCCUGCACCUCUUCUGUGUCCUCCUGCCCUGUGCCCUCCCCUACACCCUGUCCCCACUGUCAGUGUCCCCCCGCCUCCCUUUUCCUCUACACCCAGUCUGUGUCCUCCUGCCCUGUGCCCCCCCCCUACACCCUGCCCCCACUUCUGUAUCCUCCUGCCCUGUGCCCCUCCCUUACACCCUGUCCCCACUGUCAGUGUCCCCCUGCCUCCCUUUUCCUCUACACCCAGUCUGUAUCCUCCUGCCCUGUGCCCCUCCCUUACACCCUGCCCCCAGUUCUGUAUCCUCCUGCCCUGUGCCCCUCCCUUACACCCUGCCCCCACUGUCAGUGUCCCCCUGCCUCCCUUUUCCUCUACACCCAGUCUGUAUCCUCCUGCCCUGUGCCCCUCCCUUACACCCUGUCCCCACUUGUCCCCCUGCCUCCCUUUUCCCCUGCCCCCCUAUUCCUCUACACCCUGUAG
Messenger RNA from Oncorhynchus kisutch (coho salmon), 1779 nucleotides. Its product is annotated as proline-rich extensin-like protein EPR1. NCBI's taxonomy places the organism in Eukaryota, Metazoa, Chordata, Actinopteri, Salmoniformes, Salmonidae. Bases 1 to 1779 code for a protein of 592 amino acids. The record is from RefSeq and is a predicted model, not a curated record. The transcript has 8 exons.